Molecule: messenger RNA, 2175 nt
Organism: Heterobilharzia americana
Lineage: Eukaryota; Metazoa; Platyhelminthes; Trematoda; Strigeidida; Schistosomatidae
Source: the annotation of a GenBank genome assembly
UUCUUGUAGACAUUUCACAUUUAAACAAUCAGAUGAUCUGUUUUGAAUCUUGGUUGUAAUGUGCCAUCAACAAUAUCAAAAUGUGAAAAUUCAACUGCGUUAUUUAGUUCCGUUUUUUCAUGUUAUAAUUUGUUUAGGUGUACUAUUGCCUUUACUACUAUGUGAAUCUGAGCUACAUCGGAUCGUUUUCAUUGAACCGGAUUAUAUCCAUAUCACAUGCUUCUUUAUUUUCUUUGUUGUAUCACUUAUUGCCUACGGUUUGACAAGUUGUAUUGACCCCGGUUAUUUAACAGCCGAAAAGGCAAGGUGGUUUCGACAUCGUCGUGGUCAUAUUUCACUAACUAAUGAUCCUGUCGAUGAGUCUUCCCCAUAUAUCAAUGAUGAAUACACUACUGCUAAUUCGGAUGCAAUUUGUAAGCGCAAUUCAACAAUGGAUCACAACUAUGCACAAUCACAGUCAUUUUUCAAGCAUUCAACAGGUCAUCCUGAAUCUCAGUGUGUAGAAAAAGACAAUACCACUGUUCCGACGCAAUCGAAUAGGCUCUGCGUUAUUUUGAAGACGGAUUGGUCGAAUCGCUUAUGUUCCAAAGUGAAUACAGAUUGUGAAGUGUUGGUUAAUCUGUCUGUUCCCGUGAGGUUUUGUAAACAUUGCCUUCUAGAGCAACCGCUUCGUUGUCGUCACUGUCCAGAUUGUAAUCGUUGUGUGCUGAAAUUUGACCAUCAUUGCCCAUGGGUGGGUAAUUGUAUCGGAGAACGGAAUCAUUCAGCAUUUGUUGUGUUCCUAUUUUGUCAAAGUGUUUCAAUUUGGUGGUGUGUAUAUUUUACCUGGUGGUCAUUUGUAGGAACACUUGAUUGGAUUGAUUGGUUCCGAAAUAAUGGUUUAUUCUUAUUUCUUAUAAUUAUGCUGACUGUCUGUGGAAUACCUGUUACUCUAAUACUUGGAUUUCAUGUGUAUUUGGCUUCAGUUAACAAAACCACUUGGGAAACAGUAGCACAUGAUCGUAUCACUUAUUUACAGAGUUUGAAAUCUCAUGAGAAUCCUUUCAAUCAGGGUUACUUAUGGAAUUGUUAUGCUUUUUGUUGUUCUCGUCACCCAUUUGGUUGGGAUCGAAUUUAUGCUAAUUCUGCUGAACGAUUUACUCCUUUCAAUAAAAAAGACUCUCAUAGUUAUAAUGAUACAAAUACACCUAUAUGUGUUCAUCCUGAUACCUGUGAAUCAAACAACCAAACUAAUCGUAUCAAUCAACCUGUUUAAUUAUCGCUUAGAUUAACGUGUUUUUGUAUGCAUAUCUCUAAAUAUAGGCUUGUUAAAUGUUCAGUUUUUUUUAAAAUAUAUAUAUUGUAUUUUUCAAUUCUUAAAUGUUGUCUGCAUAUUGAACAUAGAAAGAUUUUGCUUUUCAUAAGUUUAUUGGUAUAAAAUUAUUUCUACGUUUUGAGUUUCAAGUUAUUUUUUAUCUUAUUCUCUUUUGUCAUACUACUGCUUCAGUGUAGUCUCUCUAGUUUUAAGUUUUAUAUUCAGCAUAUUCAGUGUGUAUGAGUAACUUUGAUUACUCUUUACUGCUGGUGCAUAAUUAACAUGCUUUAUAAACUAAGUGUUAUAUGUGAUGAUUAUCGUGUUUUUGCAAAUCUCAUAUCAUUGUUACAAUGGAAUUCGAUUAUUUUUUUUAUCAUCAUUCGUUCAGCUUUUUGUUUUCCUAGAAGGAAAAAAAAAGAACACUAACUGCUGAUACCGCCGAACAUGAAGAGUCCUUUGAUUUUUCUUUCCGAGUUCAUUUUUAAAUGAAUUGAUAAUCUUUCAUAAAUAUUCUUCAGUUUUCAUCUUAUGUAUACCAAUCUAAAGAGUUGUUUUUGUGUGUUGUGUUUACGUCUUUUUCUUAGAUAAAAAGGGAAGAAUAAUAACAAUGAUGACAAGUAUAUUACUGAAACAGUUGUGAUAAACUAGCAUCCUACUGUUUCUAAUAGGUGAACUUUCUUCAGAGUUAUUGUGUUUAUCUGAUUUAUUCUUCUCUGUCUCUCUCUUCUUGUGUGUGUGUGUGUGUGUGUGUGUGUGUGUGUGUGUGUGUGUGUGUGUGUGUGUAAUCCAAGUUAAUGGCUUGCUGUCUACUUAUCCAUUGUAUUGAAUUGCAUUUCAUCCUGGAAUAUAUCUAGAACAGAUGCUGUGUAUUCAUACACUUA